UUCCAAGCAGGUCGCCCUCGCCUCCGAAGUCCCCAUCCAGCUCUUGGGAAAGAGUGCAAACUGGUCACCAAGGUGCGAUCUCCAGAACCCUCUGGCCUCAGGCCCGGGCCCUCACUAAAUGCCCGAACGCUCUGGGACUGCCUAAGAAUUCCAGCGAGGAACAGGCUGUGUGAGGUCAGCACGCAGAGAUCGGGGUCACAAUGCAGUCCUCCCCUUCGACGCUGGGGCCUGGGCGCGCAGCAGACACCUGCCAGGCUCCGCCUGGACCGGAGCGUCCUCCCGCGGCCAGGGCUCGGGCAGUUGCUUCCAGCCUGGGACCGGCCUCGGCCUCCGGCAGAGUGCCCCGGGGCCUGGACAUGAGUGCCCAGGAGACCCCACAGGGUCGAAGAUUCCCCAUUGAGGCCGGAGACUCCCCUGGCCUUGCCUCCGCCCCCGAGUCCCAGGAUAGCCCGGAGCCUGUAGCUACGGAUCAAAACCCUGUCAGGCCGCUCCGACGCUGCCCGGGCUGCCACUGUCUGACGCUGCUGCACGUGCCCAUCGACGUCUACCUGGCCAUGGGCGGGAGCCCCCGGGCCCGUGCUACCUGAGUGCGCCUGCGCACGGCAGCUCUGCAGGAGCCGGGACGGACGAGGCCAGCCGCGGGCCACCACGCUGAGGUCGCACGCGCCGAGCACGAGACAAUGAUGCACAUUUUAAAAUAAAAGAAUGAUGCACAUUUUAAUAAAGCACAGCAUAAACUGUUCUUUCCA
Molecule: messenger RNA, 749 nt
Organism: Mus caroli (Ryukyu mouse)
Lineage: Eukaryota; Metazoa; Chordata; Mammalia; Rodentia; Muridae
Gene: Fam229a
Product: family with sequence similarity 229 member A
Source: RefSeq, a predicted model, not a curated record